This is a messenger RNA of Fusarium fujikuroi IMI 58289, 1200 nucleotides long. RefSeq lists its product as uncharacterized. NCBI's taxonomy places the organism in Eukaryota, Fungi, Ascomycota, Sordariomycetes, Hypocreales, Nectriaceae. The record is from RefSeq and is a predicted model, not a curated record. Bases 1 to 1200 code for a protein of 399 amino acids. The transcript has 3 exons.
AUGAGUGCACCAGGUUCUCCACGAGACGGUACGUUACCUGACGAAGACGACUGGCUCUCAUGGCUUCACCACCAUGAUGAAGUUCUGGACAGUAAUCCCGGGCUCGAUAACGGGACGGUGAAUACAGAAGCCGAUGUUACCGACGGCGGCCCGUUCAGGACAUGGUUACAGCACUUAUCAACCGAAACAUUGGAAUCCAUAGAUUGUGCAACUUCUGGGGGACUCGCAUCUAGCGAUACUUUGGCUGAAGAUGUCUCAGGUUUAUCGUCCAGCGGAUACUAUGGCGCCCCAUCAGAUUCAUCCGUGGGGUCUGUAGAUUCACUAACUUCACCAAUUGCGUCGGCUUCUCGAUUGAGAAGAAGAAGGAGACAGACACGCCAUAAUAUCACCACACGAGAGAGGGAGACGACUAAACGAAGGUAUCAGUGCACGUUUUGCACGGAUGCCUUCAAAACAAAACAUGACUGGCAAAGGCAUGAGACAACAAUGCACUUGACUCUUGAGCAAUGGAAACAGAUGGAAAUUCGUACUGCAUCUUCUGCAAAUGUCUCAACCCCUCGACAGACCACCCAGAGACUCACAGCUAUUCAGCAUCAUCUUCGCCUCUUUCAUCAAGGCUGCAACUUCAAUGACUCCAUGAAGAGCUGGCUUUCGUCGAUAGAUGAUGUAAGAUCAAGAUGUGGAUUUUGUGAUGCUCAACUGGACACUUGGACUGAAAGGCAGAGGCAUCUUGCUUUGCACUUUCGGUCAGGUACAGAUAUGAGAGAAUGGAAAGGUGACCGUGGUUUUGAUAAGAGUAUUGAGGAGCUCGUGGAGAAUGACAUGCCUGCGUUCUUGAUAGGUGAUCAGCGACGAACCAUGGAGCCAUUUUCUGCUUCACGAGUUGACCACCGUGUCGACACAUACGCCUUGAGCCCGUUUAGCACCACUGAGGCGAGCUCGAGAGAAUCAGAGGUUCCGCACUCUCACCAGGAGGUACAGAGGCUCUUGUUGCAAUAUGUAUCUACCGAGAUCUCGAAAGGCCAUGUGCCGUCAGAUCGCCAGAUACAACGCAAGAUGAGCGAGAUUAUAUAUGGCCCUGAUAAUUCCUGGGAUUCGACCUGGGCGGAUAAUCCACAGUGGAUGGACAUGUUUCGGAAGAAGGCUGGAUUGAUUAGUUUACCUCUCAGUGGAGGGAAGAAUGCUUUUAUUGGCUUCUGA